Messenger RNA from Drosophila kikkawai, 5008 nucleotides. It is a transcript of the gene salr, whose product is annotated as spalt-related. Gene Ontology annotation, cellular component: nucleus. Gene Ontology annotation, molecular function: RNA polymerase II cis-regulatory region sequence-specific DNA binding; DNA-binding transcription factor activity, RNA polymerase II-specific. NCBI's taxonomy places the organism in Eukaryota, Metazoa, Arthropoda, Insecta, Diptera, Drosophilidae. Gene Ontology annotation, biological process: regulation of transcription by RNA polymerase II. The record is from RefSeq and is a predicted model, not a curated record.
GACAGGACGUCGCUGCCGCUGCCUCUGCUCUUCUCUGCUCUGCCCGCGCGGGCGCCACUCGAGAAGCGCUAAGGACAUUCCGACGCCGACGUCGUUCGCGUCCGCGCUCGCGUCGUGUUCGUUCGUGUUCGUGCUCGUGCGUUUCGGACUCGGACUCGGAUUCGCACUCGAGCUGCAGCCUGAGAUUGCGAUUCCGAUUCCGUUCUUGGCCGUGGUUCAGUCAGCAAGCGAAAGCGCCUUUUUCCCAGAACCCUGAAUCCUGAAAGCGCUGAGCGCCUCACAAAAAAAGGAAUAAACGCACACUCUGAAGGCAAGAAAAGGCAAAGAAGCAGCGGAAAUUUGCAAAUAUUAACAGUUAACGGGACCGCAGUGCGUUUUUAUUACCGCCGCCUCCGCCGUCGCUGCCUACGCAUGUGUGUGUGCGAGUGCCUGUGUGUGCGUGCGAGGGGGCGGGGGCAUGUGUGCGAGUGUGUUGGUGUGCGCGCGUGUUUAAUUAAUCAUAAAAUCUCCAUCAAAAUGCAAAGCCCGCAAAAGUAACUCGCAAAAAGCAGCAACAACGAGAGCGGGGGCGGGAGAUAACAAGCGGGGGGAGGAUAGAGAGAGAGAGACGGAGAGCGAAAUGUGCAAUAAACUCGAUUUUUCUGGCAUCUAAACUAAAAACUAACGGCUCGCUUUGCCGUCGGCAUCCGUGAGAUACUUUCCGAAGAAACAACAAGAUGCAAUAAUGAAACAAGGAUAGCGAAAGAGCAAAAAACCAAAACAAGCGACAGGAGAAAAGGCGCCAAAAAGGGGUGCAGUCCAUGCGCAGACUUCAGCGGCAAUCGGGAUCAGGAGGUGAGCGCUUCCGAUCGAGGGGAUAAUGUGUUCAAUAUUUCGCAACCGCAUCAAUUACCGUGGGACUGGCGGCACCAGGAGCGGCAGCGGGGAGCGGGACAGGGAUCGAGAGAGGGAUCGGGAUCGGGACAGAGACCGAGACAGGGACAGGGACACCCUGCUGGCCAAGGAGCUGGAUGCGGAUAGCAACAACAAUGGCACCGAGCCGCAGGUGGAACCGGAAGUGGAAGCGGCUCCUGACUGCUCCGACACGGAACGGGAGGCGGAGCAGGAACAGGAGCUGGACAACAGCAAUGAGGCGCUCGAUCUCUCGGUGAUCUCGGCCAGCGGUCGGGGAUCUCUGCCGGGCAGUGGUCACGUCUCGCUGGAGGCUUUACAACAUACCAAAGUGGCGGUGGCCCAGUUCGCGGCCUCAGCGCUGUCCGGAGGAGGUGGAGGUAGCCACCAGUCCGCCGACCUGGCCAUGGUGCAGUCCACCAUCUUCAAUGUGCAGCGGCAGCAUCUGAUGCAGCUGCAGCUCAUCCAACACCUGCAGAGUCAAUUGAAAAGGGCCGAGGCCGUAGCCCUGGGCAGGCAAGCCCAGAGCGACGAAGAGGAGGAAGAAGCGGAGACGGAACCAGAGCCGGAGCCCAAGGAGGAGCCAGCCAAUGGCCUGAAGGAGGAGGCACAGGAGCUGGAGCAGGACGAGGAACAGGAACAGGAGCGCGAACGGGAACGGGAGCUGGAGGAGAGUUCAAAGACUGACAAGGCGACGACUGAGGAGAGAAAAGUGCAGGCGGAGAUUGAGGGCUCGGACUACCAGCCAAUGAUGUGCGACAUCAGUUCGAGCCUGGCCUCGAGCAUCAUCACCAACCACGAUCCCCCGCCGGCUCCCAACGAGCCCAACUGCCUGGAGAUGCUGCAGCGGCGCACGGAGGAGGUCCUUGACUCCGCCUCCCAGAGCCUGCACGCUGCCCAGCUGCAGGAGGAGUACUCGGAGUACGCCUCCAAGGAGGCCCAGAGCCGGGGCGAGAUAUUCAAGCAUCGCUGCAAGUACUGUGGCAAGAUCUUCGGCAGCUACUCUGCCCUCCAGAUCCACCUGCGCUCGCACACCGGGGAGCGGCCUUUCCACUGCAACGUCUGCGGCAGCAAGUUCACCACCAAGGGCAACCUGAAGGUCCACUACCAACGGCACACGCAGAUUUUCCCGCCCAUGCUGCUGCCCCCAGGGGUGGCGCCCAAUGUGGGGCACCCGUCCGGACAGGGACAGGGUCAGAGUCAGGGUCAAGUCCAAGCCGAGCAGUUCCCUAUGCGCCUGCCCUUUGUGCCGCCUGCGAUUCCGGCGAGCCAGGAGCAGGUGCACCAGCAGACAGAAGAGCAGGAGGAGAUCAAGUCGGAAAUACCAGCCCUCCAGGCCGAAGAUCUCAGCAAGCCGGCGGUGAAGGAAAAGGAGAAGGCGCAGGAGAAGGCGCACUCGCCUGUCGAGCGUGCCAAGACUCCCAAAGAGGUGACACCCGAGCUGAAGUCCCGACCACCACCCAUACCGGCUGAACCGUCACCCGAGAAGGCCGAGAAAGAAGCUCCUCCCAAGCCCACAAUGACCCCAUCUCGCAGAAACGGCUCCAUACGCAAGCGACAAACAAGCAGCGCUGGAAGCCCACCACAGGAGGAUAGGGAAAGGGAUCUUGCCGAACACCUGCACAUAGCCAAGCUGGUGAGGCGCUCCUCCUCUAGUCGAGAGUCCCAGCAGCCGGCCGAGUACUCGCUCGCCCAGAUGGAGCGCAUCAUCGACAAGUCCUGGGAGGACCUCAUCGAGAUCGACAAGACCUCAGAGACCUCGAAGCUGCAGCAGCUGGUGGACAACAUUGAGAACAAGCUGACCGAUCCCAAUCAGUGCAUCUUCUGUCAAAAGGUCAUGUCGUGCCGCAGCUCUCUGCAGAUGCACAUCCGCACCCACACCGGCGAGCGACCCUUCCGCUGCAAGAUCUGCGGCCGGGCCUUUGCCACCAAGGGCAAUCUCAAGGCCCACAUGAGCAUACACAAGAUCAAGCCGCCGAUGAGGAGCCAGUUCAAGUGCCCCGUGUGCCACCAGAAGUUCUCCAACGGGAUCAUCCUGCAGCAGCACAUUCGCAUCCACACCAUGGACGAUGGCAGCGGUGGUCAGGGAGGUGCUCCCCCAAAUCCCGGAGAGGCUGAACGGCUAGGCAUUGAAGAUCAAAACUCGAACAAGUCCAUGGGCACUUCGGAUACCCUGGACUUCUCCACCACCAUUUCGGAUCAUUCGGGUCAGAGGUCUGAGUCUUCGCAGGGCGGUGACUUUGACGAGUUCAUGACCAUGGACAGUACCGACGACUCCAGGGAUAAUUCGAGUGCGGCAACAGCCACGCCACAUCCUCUGGAGAGGGAUAGGGAUAGGGACCGGGACAGAGACCGAGACCGGGAGCGAAGGCCACCCAACGAUGGCUCCGAUGAGAGAUCCCACUCCAACCCCGACCUGGCCGGUGGCCGAUCUGAGAACGGUGAGAUGCCUGCAAUGGAUCUGUCCUCGCCGUCGUCAGCCUCUGGUCGCAUUUUCGGCGCUGGAAUGGUCAACGGAGGAGCCGGUGGAGGAUCAGGAAUGCCCAUGCUCGGAAUGCCCAUGCCCCCAAACCUACUGCUCAUGGCGGCUGCCCGCGAGGAAAUGCACGCCUUGGGCCACGCCCAUGCCAAGUUCCCGCUGCUGCCCUUUGGUCCCCUCGGAUUUAUGGGCCUGCACCCGCCCCCCAAUGUGUGCAAUCUCUGCUUCAAGAUGCUGCCCAGCCUGGCUGCCUUGGAGAGUCAUCUGCAGAGCGAACAUGCCAAAGAACCGGCCUCGGGCCACGCCCACCGCCCCCACUGCAACGAAGCUGGAUCACCGUACGGUGCCAAGCUCACUCUCAACCCAAAUCUGUUUGCAAAGAAGCCGCCUCCGACGGGCGACAAGCUGCCGCCGGAAUCGUCACCCCGGCCGAUGUCACACAGCUCGGAAGCCCCUUCCGCGGCGACACCGGUCAAGGAGGAGCAGCCCGAUCAGGAUAAUCUGGCGCUUGAGGAGGGGGCAUCAUCAGCCUGUGAAGGAUCUGCUCCAGGUACUGGUGCUGGUGCCUCCAACUACCCGCAGGAAACCGGCGAUGCCGAGCAGUCGCUGAUGAAGAUGCAGCUCCAUGCCCAUCGCUUCCCGGCCAGUCCCCUUGACUUUCAGCAGGCUCUGAUGUCCGCCGGUCCGCCGAGCUCCAGCCUGGAUCCGCCGGUGAACAAUAAGCACUUUUGCCACGUCUGCCGGCGGAACUUUAGCUCCAGUUCCGCCCUCCAGAUUCACAUGCGAACCCACACGGGCGACAAGCCCUUCCAGUGCAAUGUCUGCCAGAAGGCCUUCACCACCAAGGGGAAUCUUAAGGUACACAUGGGCACGCACAUGUGGACGAACCCCACUUCGCGGCGAGGUCGUCGGAUGUCCUUGGAGCUGCCCAUGCGUCCUGGCCCGAACCAGGGCGCUGGACAUCCAGGAACUAGUGCCGAGCAAGAGUUUAUGCAGCGAAGACCGGAGCUCUUUUUUCCCUACCUGCCGCCUUUUUUUAACGGACUGCCGCCAAAGCCUGGUGAACUGAGUCCCGGCGCCUUUCCCAACAUCCCUCCGCCGCCUUUUGCCAACGGAGGGAAGUAUCCCUAUCCACCCGGACUUCUCGGUUUCCCGGGCUUUCUGGGACAGCAUCCGUACGGCAUGGAUCGGAGGAGUAGCAGCAAGUCACCCACUCCAGAGCCGGCCCAGAGUCCUUCGCUGAGGGAGGACGACAUGGGGGGCGGCAGCAUUUGGCAUCCGCUGAGCAGGAUCAAGGUGGAGGGUAACCAGGGCGAUGCCCUGCUCCACGAGCAGGAUGACCAGGCGGAGGCCGAGACAGAGGUCGCCGGGGGCGGAGACAUGGAAGAGUCGGAGUCGAGAGAUGCCGAGAAGUAACUGAGAGAGAAAGAGAGGCAGUCUUAGAUCGAGUCUUAGUCUUGGAACACACAUGGUUUUUGUGGAGUACAUAUCUUGAGCAUUACCCUACGCUAAGCUUCAACUAGCACUGAGACACACUCAACGCGAACACGAAUCCUCACACACACACACAUAUAUACGAAUAUAUCCUUUGUGUCUAUACAUAUAUAUAUAUAAAAUAGUACGUUAAUUGAUAGCGAU